Messenger RNA from Carassius auratus (goldfish), 2288 nucleotides. Its product is annotated as dolichol-phosphate mannosyltransferase subunit 3. Gene Ontology annotation, cellular component: endoplasmic reticulum membrane; dolichol-phosphate-mannose synthase complex. The record is from RefSeq and is a predicted model, not a curated record. Lineage: Eukaryota; Metazoa; Chordata; Actinopteri; Cypriniformes; Cyprinidae. The coding region runs from base 96 to 374 and encodes 92 amino acids. Gene Ontology annotation, biological process: GPI anchor biosynthetic process. The transcript is spliced from 2 exons.
UGCGUCGUUAUUCCGAUAGUGGUGAGCUGGCUUUCGAGUAGCAAGUGAGAGAGUUUAUUUCUGUAUUAUCAGUGCAUUUUUAUUCCUUCAGCACAAUGACCAAGCUCCUGGAGUGGCUUCUUGGUGUGUCGCUGAUCAGCAUGGCAUGGGGACUCGUUACCUUUGACCUCCUUGAUUUGCAGUUGCCUCCUCAGUAUAGAGAGCUGGCGUGGCCAAUCCCUGUGUAUCUGCUGGUGGCGUUUGGGUGUUAUUCACUGACAACUGUUGGCUACCGUGUGGCCACGUUUAAUGACUGUGAGGACGCAGCCAAAGAGUUGCAAUCACAAAUAAAAGAAGCCAAAGAGGACUUGAAGAAGAAAGGACUGAAGAUGUGAGAAUAACAUCUUACUGUUUCUCACAUGCAUCAACUGUUUUGUAUUUUGUUUUCAUAUUACAAAUGCAAACAUAGUCUAAUUGUUUCUGUCUACUUUGUGAUGUCUGUACUGUAUGCACUAAGAGCUGCAGCUCAAAGCUGUCCCAGCUUGGUUCAAGUCUUUUCUUCAACACGAUAUUAAUAAUAGUUUGAAAUGUAAACACCUGCACACGUGUGAAUGAUCUAUUUCCAGCAUUAUGACCAUCUUAUUUAAAACAUUACAGUCAGGCACAUGCACGUAUUGUCAAUGUAGAGCAGUGCUAUUUCUGUACAACCUCCAGAGUGUGUGUAUUUGCACUGGCCGGGGAAUGAAUAUGUUUUUUUUGAACCAGUUGUUUUUAGCGGAGUCAGAAUUCUGUGUCAGACUUAGAAACAAACCCACAAUGUAGAUUUGUGCUUGCACAAGGACAGCGUUUCAGUAAAUCAAAAUAUGUGGAAUAGAAUUUUGAUUUAAAUAUGAACCAUGGGACUGUGCUAACGCUCACAAACUUUAAUAAGGGGUAAACCCUUAAAUAAGGGUUCUACGCAAUUUUUGUUAUCCAAGUAGUUUAAAGCACUUCUUAACAGAAGUGUCCUACAUAGGGCUUUUUUAAUUAAAAAAUAUAUAUUUGUUUGUUAUUGACAGCUGUAUGGGGUUUAUUUUAUGACACCAAAAUCUCUUUUUUACUUUACUGGAGGCUACUGAAAGACUUAAGAGGUAGCAUAAUGUCUACCUGUCUAAUCUCUCUCUCUCUCUCUAUAUAUAUAUACUGUAUAUAAUGUGUAUGUAUAUUAACAUUAACAUUUUUGUAUUUUUGGACCAGUUUUAAAGUUUUAUUUGAUUUUUCUUCCUGAAAUCCAACCUUCUGCUGGGAUCAGUAUAAUCCUGAAUUUAUUUUUUUUUUUGGACCAAAGCUAUCCGAAUCUUACUAAAGAGUUUUGAACAACACACACUGGUGAUUUGGUCCAGAUCAAAACCAAGACUAUAUUUUGUGAUCUAAUUUGAUUCCAGAAUUUUUUUCUUUUGAGCAACCCAUUUUCAAGAUUUGAUUCAUUUCAAUAGCUCAAAUCUGAUCAGAUUACUUUCAGACAACUUGCCCCCGGGGUUAAACACUAUCAUGUGAAAAACCAGCAAACGUGUUGAAAAAGACUUUUUUUUUAUUGCUUAUUAUUUUGAAAAUUAAUGUUUGAUACACAAUACAUAGUGAUUCAUUCUCGGUUGUUCAAUUCUUGCUCUGCUGUACUCUGCCUUAGAUUCUGAUCUAAAAAAAAAACACUUCUGUGCACAUAAAUUCUGAAAUGUGAUCCACGUCCAUGUGUUGGCUCUUAAAACACUAAUCCCCAAGCCACUAAGUGCACACGGGCGCUGUAUAUAGUGCUGAAUUAAUCUGGUGUUCUUGGCAAGCAAAGCUCAUUCGUUUUAACUUUAAUUUUUGGUUCCCCCUUCACCUGUGAACAGGCCUCUACCUGUCUGGAGAACAAGAAAAAAAGUAGGUUUUUGAUAAGUUUGCAGUUUUCCUCUGCGACUGCUGAUUGGCUCCUGUUCAAAUCUCUGAUGUCACCCCCUGCAGCCUCUUACAGGCUGUUGUUACUUAAGGCCUGUUUUUCACAAACCAAUAGCAGCAUAUGUAUGAGAGAACAGCAUCAGCAUUUUCUCUACUGAAAUCACAGAACGAUUAACACCACAUUUAUGCUUUGAGAUGCGGUUUAAACAGCUGAGAAACUAAAUAAAUGAUUUCUGUUGCAGUUUUGAAUAUAAAAAUCUGUGCUUGAACUAAAAGAUUCAAUGAUCUGAUUCAAUGACCUAUUAUUGAGACGAAAAAGAGAAAAUUACAGGUUUUGCUUUCUGUUCCAAGGUAAUUUUCUGAUCGUGAUCAAUAAAUGUCUCUGAAAUGUA